ACAUGCGAGAUGUGAAGUGUUGGUCGGGCAAGUGUAUGUGUGUGUAUAUAUGUGUGUGAGUUUCAUAUCAGCUGGUAUUCGAACGAGAUGACAUUUCCAAUGGGAAUCCAUCGUUCCGUCUCGCUCUGCCGCAUUCGAUUAAUUAUAUUGCGAUGACAAAAAUACCAACAUGUAAACACGCACAUACAACCAAUUGUGUGUGAGUGCUUGUGUGUCUCUCUGUCUCUCACUGUAUUCACUCUAUCGCUAUUUUGCUAUGAGAAGAACGUAAUUUGUUUGGUGUCUACACAAUUUGUAUGGACUUUUGAUUGUGAUUUAAAUUUAAUUUAUUAUUGUUUGCCCGCGGAAUUAAAAUAGAAAAUUACGGCCAACGAUAUCGAUUCAAGGUGCUAUUGGUAAUGUUUUAAAAUAUUGUAUUUGAAACGUGUGUGUAUGAUGAGUGAAAACGAGGAGAAAAAAUCGAGCGGAGGAAACAAAUCAAUUGAUUAUUUGGGCGCAGUGAAUAGUUUGCUCGAGUCGAUCGCUGACAAAGAUGACGGUGUCAAGAGUGCGGUGGAACGAUCGUUGGUUCGUAUGUGCAAGCGGCGACCCAACGAAACCAUCGAAAUCAUUUGCAGCUAUCGCCAGAAAUGCUCAAAACUUCCAGAGUCACAAGUCGCAAUUUUAUUGAGGGUGAUUGAAAGUUUCGUGAAUGAAAACAGUGAUCAAUUGAGCGCUAGUUGUUUGGACAAUGUGAUUGAUUUAUGCGUUAGUGAAAUGACCAAAUCAACAGAACAUACACCCGAAAUUCAAAAUCCAUGCUUGGACAUUCUUGUUGCAGCGGGUCGAUUUCAUUGUAGCAAAGUGAUGGAUGGAUUAGUUAAGCAACUACAACCGGGUCAAGUAGGUCAUUUCAUGGUUUUACAUUGCAUUGGCAGCUUAGCAACAGCAAACACAUGCGGAAUUAUCCAAUUUAUUCGACCAACACUUGAAACCAUCCUACCAACGCUAAGUUCAAUACGUCUGGACCAUCUUAAACAGGCGUAUAGUUUUGCGCUCGGUCACAUUGCCGAAGCAAUCAGUGAGCAUGUUUCAAAUAUCGAAGGAAAAGAAGGGGCCAAUGAAAACUUUGUCGACGAAAACUAUCAUGCCGAAUUGUCAAUCGCAUACAAUGUAUUGCUACAGCAAUGGCUUCCGAAUCGUGAGCCAAAAGUGUGUAGUGAAAUCUUGCACGCACUGUCAUUCAUUUACCCAUUGUUGCCGCAAGAAAAGCUGAUUGAGCAAGUAUCAAAAGUGAUACCACAGUUGCAGGGCUUCUACCGUCGAUCGAUGGAUCGUAAUGCAAUUACACAACUAUUGGCUUCAGUAUUAAAGGCGAGCAUCGAUGCUGAUCGAAAUUCGCUUGACACACAAGCCGACGCACUCAUAUCGAAUUUAUUCGACUUGGUGUGCGUUAUACCUGACUACGGUCGGCCACAAACGUCAAAAGGCCACUAUGAAGUGCUUCGUUGUUUCGAUUUGUUGCUGCCAAUCUAUGCGGAAAAGGUGUUAGACAUGCUGUUAGUGCAGCUGCGAAAUAACAACGAAAGAGAACGCAUCAAAGCUUUGUUGGUCGUUACGCAUGUUACGAAUGCAAAAAGUGAUUUGGUGGCCAAGAGAAUCGACAGCAUUACCGAAGUAUUGAAACAUAUGUUGGUCCAUGAGAAGACAAUUAAAGUGAAGCUCGUCGUGUUAAAAACAAUCGUCGUAUUGGCACAGAAGGCGUUGCUUCAAGAUAAUGAGUUCAUUCGUUAUAUUAUUACACAUUGUUGCCAGUUGAGCAAAAUGAAUUUGGACUAUGGCACGGCUGAUGAAUAUACCGAUUUUAUGCAAGCAUGCAAAAACUCUUUGGAUUUAUUAGCAUCAACCGUUUACACGGUAUCGGAUUUAUUGAAGAGAGAAUUGCUACAAUUCUAUCUUCUGAUCGAUUACACCGAUGUCACCGGAACGUUUGCAAUGUGCUUGGCCAAGCUGUUUGAGAAGAGUACCGAUAUGUCGUACACUGAAGUGGAAAACGCUGAAAAAACACUUACUUACCUGCCCAGCGCAGAAACAGUUCUCGCCCGAAGUUUGAUCUUACUUGGAAAUAAAAAUCAAUCGAGACGAUCCGAGCAUAUUUUGGAGUUUUUGAAAUUCUAUUCGAAAAUCAUAAACAAGCUCGUUGUGCCGCUUUGGACAACUGAAAUACCGAAAUUGAAGAAACAAAUCAAAGAACCCGAUUUUCAUGAGAAAGUGUUUAAAUUCGUAACGGAUACAAUCAAAGAGUAUGAUGAUGCCGCAUUUCCCGAAACUCUUGCCAACAAACUGGCCGAUCAAAUGAUUUUGUAUCCUGUGAUCAUCAAUCCAAAGGAACAUUUGGUGUCAUCAUUGAAUGAAGAACGUGGAAUGCUGUUGAAGCUAAUCGGAGUGACAUUGUGCUAUGUCACCGACAAUCAAACCAUCGAAUCAAAAUUGGAACUGAUCAUCAAUACGGCACGCCAAGAAAAGCUGGAGAAACUUCAAAAUCAUGCUGAAUUUGAAUCGAAGCUGAGCGAUGCUUGCACGGCAUUGGGUGUUAUAUCAAAAAUUCAUAUGAAUACCGUCAUACAAAAGAUCGAGCAUUUGAUUGAGACCGACGGCCAAAAGAAGCAAAGUUCAAGUUUUUUCUCGUUCAAAAAAGACAACAUCAAAGACACUGAUAUUUACAAAGUGAAUAUUCUCGCGGUGGAAGCGUAUGAAAAGAUUGUGGAAAAUAUUGCCGUACAUGAAGAUUUGAAGGGGAUUCAUGAGAAAAUUGUAAACUAUUUGAUUAAGCAGUUGUCCGAAGCCAAGGAUAUUACCAUAAAGAAAAAAGUUUUAGCCGCUUUAUUAAUACUUUGUGAAACGGUAUUGAAGCACGAAGAUUUGUGCGAAGAGUUUAAAUGUCGCACUGUGAUUCUGGAUCAAUUGGUUAAAAUUGAUGCAAACUAUGAUAAUUUACCGUUGUAUCCAACGAUUUUGAAGCUAUCGGCGAUUUUAAUACAAAUCAAUCCACAAGAUGACUUCCAAGUGCAUAUCUUUUUCGAAGCAUCGUGUCGCACUUUUUUCACCGCUGCUCAACAACUAAAAAAUAAAUUCGAUUCCGCCGAAGAAGAUGAACGUAACAGUUACAUUGCAAAAUACCUGAAUUUAUCAUUACCUGAACUCAAUCAUCUCGUCAAAGUGAUCUUCCAGCAAAAUCCAACGCCAGCCGCCCUGGACGACGUGAAUUGUGUGCUGGAAUUUUGGAUUCGUGAUAAAAACAGUGAAGUUCGCAUUUGUGCGAGUCAUGUGAUGGACAGUGCAUUGAUUAAUUAUAUACGAUCAGUGAAAAUUGGAUGCGAAGCACCUUCGAAAUUCAACCAAAGUGGAGCUAUGCUUGGAAAAAUCGUGCCACGAUGCAUCGACUCGUAUCCGACCGUUCGUCAAACGGCUGUGGAUAUAUUGAAGCGAAUUUUGGAAAUUUCCUGCAUUUACGAAACACUUACAAUCGCCGAAAACGAUGAUUGGUACAAGGAAUUGGGAUCUAUUCGCGAAGAUAUCGUCACAGACGAUGCAGUUCAACUGUAUCAUCUUACGGAAGAUAUUUCGAAAAUCAUCGCUGAACGGCUAUCAAACUUUCAAUACGUUCAGUUUUGCAAAACACUUCUGAAGGCUCUUGAAGACACUGAAGAGAGUUCGGCAAUUGGAUCAGCUGUUGUGUUGAAAAACUUUAUCCGUUUGAAAGGAUCGGAACUGUUUCAUGCCAUUCCGGAAUUAGUAACCGACUCACUAACGGCGAUCGCCGAUUGCCCAACUCCGCGUGCUAAAACUGGUGUGUUGAAAGCAUUGGUCGCUUUGGCUAAACACCAUCCCAAAUUAGUUUGUAGUGAAAUGCUUGCUACUCAACUUCCAUUUCAAAGUAACAUCAUUGAGUUUUGGCGGUCUGUUUCGUCUCAAGCCGAGCUAUCUGGUUUCAUCAUUGAUCACUUUUUGGGUAUUCUGAAUUCAUCGUGUUUAUACGAAGUGUCUGCUGAAAAAGCCGGUCCAAGUAAUCAAAAUGUUGCAACACAUCAGCCAUUUGCGAUAUUCUGUGCACUUAGGGAAAUUGUGCAGGGCAAAGAGAUUCGUGCGGAAUUGAAAAAGCGUUUUCCAGAGUUGUUUGCCUUAUUCCUAGCUUCAGUGGCAACAUACACAAACUUGGCGCCACCAGCCAAAUCACCAUCUGCAUCGCCUACAGCAAAAGUGGCCAACCCAAAUAACAAAUCAAAGUUUGGAUUCAUUCCAAAUAAAGAGUUGGUGAAGAUGAAUCCAUGUCAAGUGGUUCUUGAUGCGUUCAAAUUCUAUUUGGAAAACAUCGAAAUGGAGCAAUUGGCACAGGUUCUAACUGUUUAUCCGCAUUUGGCGGCGAGUGUUGAAUUGAAUAACUUCAUGGAACUGCUAACACCAAUGGGCGGUGCCUUAGUUGGUCAGCUGGGAAUCACGUCCACCGCGAUGACACAAGUCGUUGAUGCGAUUGCCGAUAAGAUUUCCAGCCCAUACGAUAGCCAACGUAUUGCUGCCGUUGGUCUCUACUCUCAAAUUGUUCCUUUGAAGCCAACUGGCGAACUGUCGUCGAUUAUCAUGCAACAUUUGAAUUCAGCACUGGGUGAUCCUAACCCAUUGGUACGUGGCUUUUGUGUUCGUGGCAUGGCAUAUGUUGGCAACCUAAAUGAAAACGAUGUCGAUAAGUAUUCGGAGAUGAGCUUAACUGCGCUACUUAAAGGUAUCGAUGACAACAAUUCCGAUUGUUUCAUCAAUAUUCCGCUGGAGAGCAUGAAGGGAUUGUCACGCAUCGUAAUGGCUCUACACAGAGACAAAUUGGAAUCAUUCCAAGUGUCUCUGGCCAUUCGAAUUCGGCCGUUCCUUGAAAAUUCCGCAUCCGAAAUUCGCGAAGCCGCCAUUCUACUGUUUGGCGAUUUGUGUCGCAUUAAAACCGCCGACCAUGGAACACGCUGCAAAACGCCCAUUGAAACGAUGACACCCGUAUCAGAGGCGCUCAGAGAGCAGAUAUUCCAGAAUUUCUUCUCACUGUUUCUGCAUUUGAGCGAGUCCGAUGCUCAAAUUGUGCGGGCGACCAAAGUUACGCUGCGAAAAAUAUCAAAUAUUAUCAAUGCUCCGAAAGUAAACGAAAUGGUUCAGAGUCACAUAUUGGAACAUGGUAACUUGCAAUACGACAACUUUAUGGUGUCGUUUUUGAAGUUAAUCAGUGAAGACCUUGGCGAGCAUGUAUCCGAUUUCAUCGAAUCGACGUUGCCACAUUUGAAAAGUGCAUGGCCGGAGAUUCGUGGUAAUGCCGCUUGUAUCGUCGGUCUUUUGUAUAACUUGCACUCCGGCUCAAGCCAUCAACAACAUUCAGCCGAAUAUUUGAGCCAUAAAAUAUCAGUACUGUUACACGAUGAUGUGAUUGCAGUGAGAGUCAAGGCGGCCAAUGCACUUGGUUUUAUGUUUGGCGAAGUCAUAUAAUACUGUUAUUUUGUUCAAAAAAGAAAUUUAUAAAUGUCAUGUUGAUCUAAAUAUUGCGUUCAGACUUUAUUCCAUUUUAUUCAUGUUUUGCCUUGUUUCUAACAUUUGUAAGAAUAAAUACAGCCGAUGCGCUAAAAAUUUGCUAAAUACA
This is a messenger RNA of Sitodiplosis mosellana (orange wheat blossom midge), 5650 nucleotides long. RefSeq names its product maestro heat-like repeat-containing protein family member 1 (gene c11.1). The transcript has 11 exons. The record is from RefSeq and is a predicted model, not a curated record. Lineage: Eukaryota; Metazoa; Arthropoda; Insecta; Diptera; Cecidomyiidae. Gene Ontology annotation, cellular component: cytoplasm. The coding region runs from base 433 to 5499 and encodes 1688 amino acids.